Messenger RNA from Eucalyptus grandis, 991 nucleotides. RefSeq lists its product as uncharacterized. Bases 223 to 753 code for a protein of 176 amino acids. Lineage: Eukaryota; Viridiplantae; Streptophyta; Magnoliopsida; Myrtales; Myrtaceae. Gene Ontology annotation, biological process: chloroplast organization; positive regulation of DNA-templated transcription. The transcript has 3 exons. The record is from RefSeq and is a predicted model, not a curated record.
GAGUUAGUUUUGGUUUUUCCAAAGCGUGACAGAGAUCCACGUAGUUCGUCAGGAGCCAUGGAAAUCCCCUGUUCUCCUGUCCAGUGAUUCCCCGCUCGAACUUGAAACAACACACACACGAACUCAUGGCGAGCAACAUAUAAAAGACCGGAGCAGAGAAAUGUGGAGAGAGAGGCGUGUAGCUAUUCAGGGUAGCCAGAGAAAAAAAGGGGGAAAAAAAGCAUGGGACUGAGAGCUCUUCCGUUGCCAUCUUCGCACAACACCGUGAGCUAUCUUCCGCAUGUCGCAGGAGGUGUGAGGGUUAGUAAGUUUGUUAAGUAUAAGUUUAGGGUGUCGGCUCAAUCGGAGAAGGGAAAGAAGGAAGAGGGCAAGGAGAAGAAGCAGAGCAAGCAGUCUCUGUUCGGGAGCGUGACCGAUGCUCUCGACUUCUCCCAAGUGAGGUCACCGGAAGAUGCCGACCUCCUUGAAGACGCCAGAGAGGCCACUCGGUCCGGUGAGAGGAUGUCCAGAGAGCAGUAUGGGGCUCUCAGAAGGAAGAUCGGAGGGACAUACAAGGACUUCUUCAAAUCGUACAUCGAAGUGGACGGGCAAUAUGUGGAGGAGGGAUGGGUGGACAAGACCUGCAAGAUAUGCAAGAAGGACACCAAGGGGGAGCCAAGGCAGGUGGACAAGCUUGGGAGAUACGUGCAUGUCGCUUGCGUGGAGAACUCCAAGUCGUCAGGCAACUUCUUCACCAGGCUCUUCUCCAGAUGACAGAACAGAAUUUAGGAGCUGCUUCUUAUCUCCUUCUCUCUAGUCAUAUGUCAUACAUAGCUUGGUAGACCAAUUGGUGCACAAGUCUAUAUAAAUGUUAUGUUCUGUUCUGGUGUUUUACCCACAACGUUGCUCCUAUCAAGUCAUGCAGUUGCUGUUAGAGAUGGGCUAUCCCUUUUGAGUGGAUACAGGUUGUUUUACUCUUCCAACUCUGGAUGAAAUGUCACUUCCUUUAGUA